UCUCGCAAUGUCUUGGACAGGUGAUCCACGAUUACGUUUCUCAGCGUAUCUCUGUUUACAUACAAGCAAGGUUUCUUAUUACCUCCAGAAUUUAUGUUUAGCUAAGCAAUCCAAGAUCUCGUCUAUAAAUACAGGCACACUGGUAUUGAGUCUCCAUCACACCUCCCUUGUUGUUCCUUCCUUUCCCUUCCAUGCGCUAAUUCCUGAUAACCAUGGCAAACUCCUAUAUGUGUUGUCUGUGUGCUGAUGAGCUGCGGGACCCUGUUACCAUCCCUUGUGGAGAUGAAUUUUGCCUGGAAUGUAUCAAGAUCUACUGGGACCAGUUGGAUCACCUGGGUGUCUACAGUUGCCCAGAGUGCCGGGCAACCUUCACUCCUCGUCCUGUCCUUCGCCGCAACGUGCCCACUGUUAGUUCUCGUGAACGUCACUCUCCCUCAACAGCGAUAACACCCUUUUUAGACCUCAAGAGGGACAUGUUGUGUGACUUCUGCACAGGCCCAAAGAACCGGGCGGUCAAGUCUUGCCUGGUGUGUCUGGCGUACUACUGCGAGAUACAUGUCAAGCCUCACUAUGAGUCAGCCACAUUCAAGCGGCACAAGCUGGUUGAUGAGUUAGGGCAGCUAGAUCGUAAGAUCUGCCCACAGCACGAGAAGAGCCUGGAGCUGUUCUGCAGAUCAGAUCAGAUGUGUAUCUGCGUUCUCUGCACAGUGAAGGAGCACCGUGGUCAUGACACAGUGAGUGCCGAGGACGAACGCGCCGACAAGCAGAAAGUGCUGGUGGUGACCCAGUCUGAAGUCCAGCAUGUUAUCCAGGAGCGCAUGAAAGAACUGCAGGAUCUCAGACACCACGUCGAUGUCCUAAAGGGUAGUGCUCACCGCGCCCAAGAGGCCAGCGACAAGAUCUUCAGCGAGAUGCUGCAAUCUGUAGAACGCUGGCAUGCAGAGAUUUGCCAGCUCAUUCAAGCUAACCUGCAGGUUGCCAUGGCACAGGCUGAUAGCUAUUUGGUGCGGCUGGAGCAGGAGAUCAUGGAGUUACAGCGGCGUGAUGCAGAGUUACGGCACGUACUUGACACAGAGGACAGCAUCUAUUUUUUACAGACUUUUCCUUUGAUGUGCAUUGCCCCAGAGCCAAUGGUGCCCAAAGUCCUGAUCAACCAAGAGUUCUCUUUUAAUGAUGUAACCAAAACUGUGACGGACAUGAAAGAAUACCUGGAUGACAUCUGCAAAAAAGAGCUGGACAACUUAUCUAAAAAAGUAAGUGACAUGCCGGUGUACAUGUUAAACCCCAGAGUUGAGGCUCGAUUUAAAAAUAGCGUUUCCUUUACACCAUUAAAAGCUGACCUUCAGGAGCCCAAAAGUCGAGCGGACUUCCUCAGAUAUACAGUGAGACUUACCUUUGACCCCAAUACGGCCUAUAAGGAGUUGCUUCUAUCCAAUGGGAACCGCAGGGUCGUUCGAAAACGCGGAGGACAUUUUUACCCUGAUCAUCCAGAACGCUUUGACGGCUUUUGCCAGGUCUUGUGUGCUGAGGCUUUGAGUGGCUUCCGGCAUUACUGGGAAGUGGAUUGGAGUGGCGAGUUCUCCAUUGGCGUCACCUACAAAAGCAUCAGCCGCAAAGGCAAGAACUCACAUUGCCUCCUCGGUUACAACAACCAAUCCUGGAGCCUUCUGUGUUCCGACUCUGGAUACUCGGCCUGGCACAACAAGAUGGAUAAAGAUGUUUCACGUGCGCCCAUGGCCUCAAGGAUUGGUGUCUAUCUCGAUUACGCUGGUAAUUCAGUGUCUUUCUAUGCCGUGUCAGAAACUAUGGAGCUCAUCUACCGGUUCCAGGCCAUGUUCUCCGAGCCACUAUAUGCCGGGUUUGGAGUCGGCGCCUCUGUAACGUUAUGCUCACCGGAAAAGAUCACGGAGCUGUACGCCUGAGGGCACCAUCAAGCUGAAACAUAAUUAUUCCUGUUGUCAGCAGGGGCCAACACUAGAUCAAGUCAAUGUUCUUGGAAAAUCAAUGACUUCAUAACAGUCGAGUUCUACUCUAAAGCUUCUUAAAAAAGAAAACCUUAACAUGUAAUUUUUUUGUACAUUAACUUUUUGAAUUAGCAUGCUUACUAGGCAAAAGAGUAAUGUCUGCUGUCAUGGUUUAUAAGCUGGGUUGAAAAAAGUACAAGUUAGUAGUUAGGUGAAAAGAUGAGAGUUAGGUGCUCUAGUGAGAGUAUUGACAAUGUGUCAAAAUCUUACUUUAAAAACUUACUUUCUACCUUUGAAAAACACACAUUUGCUAGCUGUAUGCUUGGAUUACCAUGCUUUUGUAAUUAAACUGAAGUAAGAUACGCUGGAAAUAUUCAUCUAACAUUCAUUAUAUAGAAUCUGAUUGGCUGCCUAUGCUAGGUUAAUAUGGAAUUAGCAAAGAAAGCAAGGUAAUUUUAUAUAGUCUUUGUUUACUCAUAUUAUUCAUAUAUUUGUGUUGUUUUUUAGCAUUUUUAAACUUUGACCAAAUUUUUACAAUUUGUAUUAUUUUACAUAUAUUUUUAUAUUAAGCAAAAGCUUUUAGGAACCUUAUUACAAGUCAAAAGUUUGGACACACCUUCCCUCUUAAAGGGGAGUGGAAAUUGCUUAUAACUGUUGAAAAAGGAAAAACAAUGAAUUAAACUUGAUUUUUGCUUUGUGA
Molecule: messenger RNA, 2664 nt
Organism: Clarias gariepinus (North African catfish)
Lineage: Eukaryota; Metazoa; Chordata; Actinopteri; Siluriformes; Clariidae
Gene: ftr84
Product: finTRIM family, member 84
Exons: 9
Coding region: 213-1922 (569 amino acids)
Molecular function (GO): zinc ion binding; protein binding
Source: RefSeq, a predicted model, not a curated record